Molecule: messenger RNA, 1232 nt
Organism: Malus domestica (apple)
Lineage: Eukaryota; Viridiplantae; Streptophyta; Magnoliopsida; Rosales; Rosaceae
Product: protein trichome birefringence-like 2
Cellular component (GO): Golgi apparatus
Molecular function (GO): O-acetyltransferase activity
Source: RefSeq, a predicted model, not a curated record
ACAAGAGCGAUGAACAAAAUUAAGAGGGGAUCAUGUGAUUAUAGUACAAAAGGGAGGUGGAUCAAAGAUAACAACAGCUAUCCUUUGUACACAUAUCGUUCUUGUCCUUUCAUUGAAAAAGGUUUUAAUUGUGAAGGUAAUGGGAGAUUAGACACAGAUUUCAUGAAGUGGAGGUGGCAACCAGAAGAUUGUGACAUUCCAAGGUUCAAUGCAAGGAAAAUGCUGGAACUGAUGAGAGGGAAAAGGCUCGUUUUCGUGGGGGAUUCACUCAAUAGGAAUCAAUGCCAAUCCAUGGUUUGCAUGCUAAUGGGAGCUAUAAGAGGGCUCAGAGUCACCAAAGGAAAGAGGGGAUAUACUUUCACCUUUGUGGAUUACAAGUGUACAGUCGAAUUUUAUACGUCCCCUUUCUUGGUUGACAAAGGCAUGGCAAGAGUAGGACAGAAGCAGGUGCAGACCUUGCAAAUCGAUGCAAUUGAUCGUGCUUCAUCAAGGUGGAGAGGAGCUGAUAUUUUGGUAUUUGACACCGGACAUUGGUGGAAUGAUCACAAAACUAAUGCUGGGAUGAAUUUCUACCAGGAAGGUGGCAAAAUCCAUCCACACCUUGAUGUUUCCACAGCUCUCAGAAAAGCUAUGAUGACCUGGGGGUCAUGGGUUGAUAAAAACAUCAAUCCGCGUAAAACCCGAGUUUUCUUUCGAAGUUUAUCACCCACGCAUUUCAGGGGAGGUCAAUGGAAUACAGGCGGGAGCUGUACAGAAGCUACUGAACCCCUCCUCGAACUUUUGCGAAUUGCAGACGAGAGAAACAUAAUUGCAGAGCAGGUCGUUAAGCAGAUGAAGACUCGUGUGACUUUGUUGAACAUAACUGGCUUGUCAGAAUAUAGAGUAGAUGGUCAUCCAUCUGUCUAUGGUAAUUCUUAUGCUUCAGGGGUUCAGGAUUGCAGCCAUUGGUGUCUUCCUGGCGUUCCUGAUAUGUGGAAUGAAUUGCUGUAUUUUCAUUUGCUGCAGUAACUCACACUGCAAACCACUGUCUGUUUAUCAAAUUCAUUCAAUAAGUACAGAAUCUUAUCAAAAGAUAAAAUAAAUCAAUUCAACCCUUUUUUCAUCUCGAGAAAUGUUUUACAUAGAAUUUCCGGUUAUUACCAUCACAACAUGCCUCUCUGCGAUAGCAUUCCCGAACACAAACUACAAUACCGAACUGCUAGAAGAAUUCAAACUUAUUGUCUAUAAAUCCA